Lactuca saligna is the source of this 366-nucleotide messenger RNA. Lineage: Eukaryota; Viridiplantae; Streptophyta; Magnoliopsida; Asterales; Asteraceae. The record is from the annotation of a GenBank genome assembly.
AUGGGGAUGGUGUUCAUGUGUAGUUCAAAAACAAAAACAGACUGUUUUCGCUACAAGAUUCUUGGACUUCCUGCAAAUAAACAAGAUCAAGUAGCAAAGAUUUAUAAAGGAAUGAGAUUGUUUCUGUUUGAUGUUGAUCUCAGAUUAAUGUAUGGAAUCUUCAAAGCUGCUGGACCCGGUGGUUAUAACAUUGAACCAAAAGCUUUCAAAAAUGAAUUCCCAUCUCAAGUUCGAUUUAGUGUGCUUGAUGAUUGUUUGCCAAUAGCAGAAGAGAAUUUUAAGGAUGUCAUUAAAGAAAACUACUACACACAGAAUAACUUUGAAGGUCUCCUGAAAGCCGAUCAGGUUCCUUAUUCUGUUUUAUAA